CGCAGAUUCACCUCUGUUCCUUUUUUUUCUCUCCCUCUUCUUCUCUUCUUCUCUUCUUCUUCAUCCACCAAAUAUCUUGUCUCGCCUCGCGACAGUUUCCCCCCCUCUUGGCCAUUGUGCCGUCCAACAAAUCCAGAUCCAGUCCAAUCCGUCGAGCUCGUUUACUUCGACUCGAUCAGGGUAGCCUUCCGUAGCUACUCGUCCCCGGCUUUCUUCUCCCCCAGAAAUGUACGUAUGCAUCCACCAACUCUAUCGGUCCUUUCAACACUCCUAAAACCAACUUCACUCACGGAUCUCUUCUCUCGUGAUCAAGUUAGUGUAUGAAAAUGUUUGCCCGAUUCGCCAUCCCUAUCACCAGGCCCGCGGCUUUUGCCGCAGCCGCUCGCCCUCGAACCUUGAACCAGGUCCGACUCUUGGCUACUGAGGCUAUUUCUACCGGAAGUCACGGUAGAGCUAUGCCCGCCCGUGCCAACACCGCCACUGCGCCCGUCGCCUCCAUGCCCGCUACUUUUACCAUUCGCGACGGCCCUGUCUUCCAAGGCAAGGCUUUUGGUGCCAACGCCAACAUUUCUGGUGAAGCCGUCUUCACCACCUCGUUGGUUGGCUAUCCCGAGUCCAUGACCGACCCAUCGUACCGUGGGCAGAUCCUCGUCUUCACCCAGCCUCUCAUCGGAAACUACGGUGUUCCCUCCAGCGAGCGCGACAACUACAACCUCCUCAAGUACUUUGAAUCUCCCCAUAUUCAGGUUGCUGGCGUGGUUGUCUCCGAUGUCGCCCUCCAAUACAGCCACUGGACGGCUGUCGAGAGCUUGGGCGAAUGGUGUGCCCGCGAAGGUAUCCCCGCCAUCUCUGGCGUCGACACCCGCGAAAUCGUCACCUACCUCCGUGAGCAAGGUUCUUCCCUUGCCAGAAUCACGAUUGGUGACGAGUACGACGCCGACGAGGACGAGAGCUUCAUCGAUCCCGGCCAGAUCAACCUGGUUAAGCGCGUCAGCACCAAGGCUCCCUUUGUGGUUGAGUCUCCUGGCGCCGAAUUCCACGUUGCUCUGCUCGACUGCGGUGUCAAGGAGAACAUUCUCCGCAGCCUGGUGAGCCGCGGCGCGUCGGUCACCGUUUUCCCGUACAACUAUCCUAUUCACAAAGUGGCACAGCACUACGACGGCGUCUUCAUCUCCAACGGCCCAGGUGACCCUACCCAUUGCCAGGAGACUGUCUACAACCUUGCUCGCCUCAUGGAGACUUCUGAGAUCCCCAUCAUGGGCAUUUGCCUCGGCCACCAGCUUCUUGCUCUCGCCGUCGGCGCCCGCACCAUCAAGCUCAAGUACGGCAACCGUGCCCACAACAUCCCUGCCCUUGACUUGACCACCGGCCAGUGCCACAUCACCAGCCAGAACCACGGCUACGCCAUCGACGCCAGCACCUUGCCCAGCGACUUCAAGGAGUACUUUGUCAACCUCAACGACGGCAGCAACGAGGGUAUGCUCCACAAGACUAGACCCAUCUUCUCGACCCAGUUCCAUCCCGAGGCCAAGGGUGGUCCCAUGGACAGUGCUUUCCUCUUUGAAAAGUACCUCGACAAUGUCCGUGCCGCCAAGGCCAGCCAGCGUGUCUACAAGGACAACCGCCCAACUCAGCUGAUGCUCGACAUUCUCAGCAGAGAGCGUGUUGGCGUUGAGCCCGAGAACCGCAGCACUCCUGUUUAAACGGACCCUGCAUGAUCGUGUGCGCUUCCAAAUUGGACAGAAAGUUUUUGAAUUUGGUCCACGGCUUCGUUUUGGUACUUGAGAGGCAUAGGCUCAUGCUGAAACAUGCACAAGCCUGUGUCGUUCUUGGUCUAUCAACCCGAUAGCCUCUUUGCCGUUUUGGUUUCAAGUCGUUUUGACGUGGUUUAAAAAAACAGAAUGUAACACGUAUUCCUCUGAGCGUCUUGGAAAAGACUACACUCACUGGAUCUACUUGACAAGUAAAUAGUUUUACAUAGCAAGAAAAAAAGAGUUUGUUCGCAUU
This is a messenger RNA of [Torrubiella] hemipterigena, 2007 nucleotides long. The record is from the annotation of a GenBank genome assembly. NCBI's taxonomy places the organism in Eukaryota, Fungi, Ascomycota, Sordariomycetes, Hypocreales, Clavicipitaceae.